Megalops cyprinoides (Indo-Pacific tarpon) is the source of this 1430-nucleotide messenger RNA. RefSeq names its product PCI domain containing 2 (gene pcid2). Lineage: Eukaryota; Metazoa; Chordata; Actinopteri; Elopiformes; Megalopidae. The record is from RefSeq and is a predicted model, not a curated record. The coding region runs from base 104 to 1300 and encodes 398 amino acids. Gene Ontology annotation, cellular component: transcription export complex 2. The transcript has 15 exons. Gene Ontology annotation, molecular function: RNA binding; double-stranded DNA binding. Gene Ontology annotation, biological process: poly(A)+ mRNA export from nucleus; transcription elongation by RNA polymerase II; post-transcriptional tethering of RNA polymerase II gene DNA at nuclear periphery.
UGAUAUCCUGUUGUACUAAACAGUGAUGGUGGUUAUCAGUUAGCUAAUUAUAGAGGUGAAAAUUUGGCGAUAGAACGAGAUUUUGUUGACAGAGGGGGCAACAAUGGCACACAUAACAAUUAAUCAGUACCUUCAACAGGUGUUGGAGGCUAUAGAAACCAGAGACGGCUCCUUCUGUGCAGAACUCCUUUCAUUCAAACACCCGCAUGUAGCCAACCCUCGCCUGCAGCUUUCAAGCCCAGAAGAGAAAUGUCAGCAGGUGUUGGAACCACCCUAUGAUGAAAUGGUUGCAGCACACCUGAGGUGCACAUAUGCAGUGUCUAACCAUGACUUUGUGGAGGCCUACAGAUGCCAGACAGUGGUGGUUCAAUCAUUCCUGAAGGCAUUCCAGGCACACAAAGAAGAGAACUGGGCUCUACCAGUGAUGUUUGCAGUUGCACUUGAUCUUCGAAUAUUUGCCAACAAUGCGGAGCAGCAGCUGCAGAAGGGUAAAGGGAAAGUGGGAGACAUGCUGGAGAAGGCAGCUGAGCAGCUCAUGAGCUGUUUCAGAGUGUGUGCCAGUGACAAUCGAGCUGGUAUUGAUGACUCCAAGAAGUGGGGGAUGCUGUUCCUCAUCAAUCAACUCUUCAAGAUCUACUUCAAGAUUAACAAAUUGCACCUUUGCAAACCGCUGAUCCGUGCCAUUGACAGCUCAAACCUGAAGGACGACUACAGCAUGGCACAGAGGGUCACUUACAAGUACUAUGUAGGCCGCAAGGCGAUGUUUGACAGCGACUUCAAACCAGCGGAGGAAUACUUGUCCUUUGCCUUUCAUCACUGUCACCGCUCCUGUCAGAGGAACAAGCGCCUGGUGCUGAUCUACCUGCUGCCCGUCAAAAUGCUGCUGGGCCAUAUGCCCACUCACCAGCUCCUCAGGAAGUAUGACCUCCUGCAGUUUGCUGACGUCACCAAGGCUGUAAGUGAGGGUAACCUGCUACUCCUGAAUGAAGCAUUGGCCAAACACGAGACCUUCUUCAUCCGCUGCGGUAUCUUCCUCAUCCUGGAGAAGCUGAAGAUUAUCACUUACAGGAACCUCUUCAAGAAAGUGUAUCAGCUCUUGAAGACCCACCAGCUUCCACUCGACGCCUUCCUGGUAGCGCUGAAGAUGAUGCAGGUGGAGGAGGUGGACAUUGACGAGGUGCAGUGCAUCCUGGCCAACCUCAUUUACAUGGGUCACAUCAAGGGCUACAUCUCUCACCAGCACCAAAAAUUAGUGGUUAGCAAGCAGAACCCCUUCCCCCCUUUGUCCAGUGUGUCCUAAACUACAGUACCCAGAAUUCCCCUUUCCACUAUGCCUCCCCCCCAUCCAUGAUUCUGCAUACCUGGCUGGACUGGUUUCUGUGUCAGUUAACAGGAUUACUUUCAUCUUUUAUGAUCUGUGUUUUGUACUG